AUGAGCCGCUGCACCGACGACGAGGAGGUGGUAGUGGGCGGGCUGAUGCCGCUGAUCGUCAACGUCCUCGAGUCGCUCGACCUGGCGCUGAUUGAGAACCAGCAGCUGCAGGUGGAGCUGGAGCUGUGCAAGGACGACAACGAGCAGCUGGUGGGCGCCUUUGAGAAGGAGAAGACGGGCAAGAAGAAGAUCGAGCAGCGGCUCUUUGAGCUGGAGUUCAGCGCCGACGAGGAGAAGCAGCACUACCAGCAGCGGAUCGACUCGCUCGCCAACAUCGUCAAGAUGCUCGAGCUCAAGUCGAAGAACGCCACUGACCACUCGUCUCGCCUGGAGGAGAAGGAGAGCGAGAUGAAGAAGGAGUACAACAAAAUUCACGAGCGCUACACCGAGCUGCUGCGCAGUCACUGUGAUCUAAUGGAGCGCGUCAAGAUUAUCUUCGGCAAUGAGGAGCAGUCCGCUGCCACCCCUUCUGGUCAACAACCGUCUCAGUCUCAGCAGCAGCAGCAGUCUAGUCUCUCCACGCUGGCCGGCACCUUUCGCGCCAACCUGGCGCGGUUCGGCUCGCAGGAGGCAGAACAGGCGUCAGAGGGUGGUUUCCAGGCCAUCAGCGCCAGCACCGAGCUCUUUGGCAGCGGCCAGCGAGGCA
Rhagoletis zephyria (snowberry fruit fly) is the source of this 646-nucleotide messenger RNA. RefSeq names its product JNK-interacting protein 3-like. Gene Ontology annotation, molecular function: MAP kinase scaffold activity; JUN kinase binding; signaling receptor complex adaptor activity. Gene Ontology annotation, cellular component: cytoplasm. Lineage: Eukaryota; Metazoa; Arthropoda; Insecta; Diptera; Tephritidae. The record is from RefSeq and is a predicted model, not a curated record. Gene Ontology annotation, biological process: vesicle-mediated transport.